Molecule: messenger RNA, 153 nt
Organism: Amoebophrya sp. A120
Lineage: Eukaryota; Dinophyceae; Syndiniales; Amoebophryaceae
Source: the annotation of a GenBank genome assembly
AUGACGGAUGUGGAGAGGGACAGGAAGCUCCGCGCGGGCAGCUUCUACCCAAAAACGGAAUGGUCGACGGAAACGACGCUACCCCCGACGAAGACCAUCACAGACACCGUCGACGGACAGGUCGUCACGACGGUCGCGCAAAACGGCUUUCGC